This is a messenger RNA of Teleopsis dalmanni, 4263 nucleotides long. RefSeq lists its product as uncharacterized. The record is from RefSeq and is a predicted model, not a curated record. Gene Ontology annotation, molecular function: nucleic acid binding. The transcript has a single exon. Gene Ontology annotation, biological process: DNA integration. The coding region runs from base 1 to 4263 and encodes 1420 amino acids. Lineage: Eukaryota; Metazoa; Arthropoda; Insecta; Diptera; Diopsidae.
AUGGAUGCUCAGGCACUCGCGACAGUUCUAAGAGAGUUCUCAUUAGCAAAUCAAGAAUUUUUUGAGAAAAUAUUAAACAAAAAUGAAGAAGUAUUGAGAAGCGUGAUUAACGGGAAAAAAUCCGCUAAUUCAACUCCAACCUUUCGACGGUUUAAGAAAAAUGUUGAAAAGUGGUCGAUAUAUAUUCAGCAGAUGCAUCAACAUUUUGUGGCACAUCAAGUGAAAGACGAUGUAUUAAAACGCGCAUGUUUCCUUUCGUGGAUAGGUACAGAGACAUUUGAACUUAUUCAAAAGUUAUGUGACAAUAAUAUAGAGAAUAAGUCUUUUGGUGAACUACUAGCAAAAUUGGAUAAUCAUUUUGCGGAAAAACAGCAUAUAUUAGCAGCACGUUUUAAAUUUCAUUUAAUACGAAUGAAAGCAAGUCAAUCAUAUGCUGAGUGGGUGGCAGAACUGCGUGGUGCGGCUAAAGAGUGCAUGUUCCUAUGUACUAGUGAAACUUGCCAGCAAUCGUUUAUAGAUAAUUGUAUACGAGAUAUGGUUGUGAUACACACACCACACGAUAAAGUCUGUAGUGCCGCGUUGCAGAAAACAAACCCAUCGCUAGAGGAAGUACUGCAGAUAGCAGCAAUAUAUGAAGCAACGGUUAAAACUUGUAACGAAAUUAGAGGUGAAGAAAUCAGUCAAACAGUUAAUGAAGUUAAUCACAGUUCAAGUAAGAAAGUUAAACAGAAUCGAAGUAAUAAUAAGUCCCGAAAUUCAGUGAAGGGAGGACAAUCGUGUCCAGCUUGUGGGAAAGCACAUCAAAGAAAUCAAUGUUAUCAUUACAAGAACAAAACAAAGUGUCGGUUAUGUACAAAGCAAGGUCAUAUUGCUGCAGUUUGUCAAUCAGCAGUGACAGGUAUUCAGCAGAAUUCUAAUUUUAAGGUUCGAAGACAGGAACAAAAUAGAGCAAGAGAUGUAUAUUUUAUGAGUGAUGUUUCAUUUGAGUCAAUUAAUGCGAAUGAAACAACGGAAGUUAAAUCAGUUGAUUCGCAACUUAGUUCAUCUAAAAUUUUCGUUGACCUCAAUAUAAAUAACGAAAUUUUAACAUUUCAAGUAGAUACUGGUGCAACAUGUUCCUUAAUUGGUUUGGCGGCAUAUAAACAACUGGGUAGACCUAGUUGUGGGCCUACGAAUAAAGUUCUGAGAGCGUAUGGAGGAGCUGUUAUUUUUCUUAAGGGUUCUCUCAGAGUGAAUGUCAAGUAUGGAAAUAUUACUCGAAGCCUUGAGAUACUUGUAGUUAACGAUGAAUAUGUUACUAACAUACUGGGAUUGGAUUUGUUUACAGUAUUAAAUUUCAAACUGCAGUUACCUGUUAUUGAAUGUUAUGCAAAUAAUCCUUGUGACAGUCAACAAAGUUUAACCGCAUCUCUACAUGAACUCAGAUGUCAACAUGCUAACAUUUUUUCUUCGAAAUUGGGGCGUUGUACGUUGUUCAAAGCUGAAAUCAGAUUGAAGUCAGAUGCUAAGCCUAAAUUCUUUAAACCAUACAACCUGCCGUUUGCGAAAAGAGAAGACGUUCGCAUCGAAAUUGAUCGGUUGGUAAAUAUUGGAGUUUUGAAAGCUAUCAGAAGCAGCGUCUGGGCCGCUCCUAUAGUUGUAGUGUCAAAGCCAAAUGGAAAAUUACGUAUUUGUGCAGAUUUCAGAAUUGGUGUGAACUCGCAAAUUGAGAUUGACAGGUAUCCAAUUCCUAGAGUUGAGGAACUUUUUUAUAAACUUCAAGGAGGACAAUUUUUCACAAAAAUUGAUCUUAGUGAAGCGUACUUGCAAGUAGAAUUGUCUGACGCAACAAAAGAACUUCUAGUCAUUAAUACGCCAUUUGGUUUGUUCCAGUUUCAACGAUUGCCAUUCGGUAUUGCCAGUGCUCCUGGCAUAUUUCAACGUCUUAUGGAAGAAGUAACCGCUGGAAUACCGAACUGUGCAGUCUAUUUAGAUGAUAUAAUCGUAACAGGUCGAAAUAAUAAAGAACAUUUGAAUAAUGUUUUUAAAAUUUUUCAACGUUUGGAAGAAUACGGCUUGACAUGUAAAAGCGAAAAAUGUAGUUUUGCGCAAGAGCAGGUAGAUUAUGUUGGACACGUAAUCAAUGUGAAUGGAUUAAUGCCCACAGGAAAACGUGUAGAGGCAAUCAAAUUAAUGCCGCGUCCUCGUAAUAUUCAAGAAGUUGAAGCUUUCAUUGGAAAAGUUAAUUAUUAUAACAAAUUCAUUAAACAGUUUUCCAUAUUAGCUGCUCCUUUAAAUGAACUAAGGAAAAAGAAUGCUGUGUUUAAAUGGACAGCAUAUCAUGAAGAUGCUUUUCAAGCAUUGAAGAAUGCUAUGAUCAAAGCUACGGAACUCGUUCAUUAUGAUGAUAAGAAGCCUAUAGUGUUAGCAGUAGAUGCAUCUAAGUAUGGAAUCGGCGCAGUAAUUUCACAUCGUUAUGCUGAUGGUUCAGAGAAGCCAAUCGCGUAUGCUUCAAAAAAAUUAAACAGCAGCCAAGAACGCUAUUCUCAAAUCGAAAAAGAGGCAUUAGCAAUAAUUUAUGGAGUGACCAAGUUUCAUCAAUAUCUUUAUGGAAGACGUUUUGAAUUAAUAACUGAUCAUCAAGCGUUGACAACACUGUUUAAUCCGAAUAGAAAGUUGCCAGUGAUGGCGUUGCAUCGUUUACAGCGUUGGGCUAUUGUACUUCAAGCAUAUGAAUACAUUAUACGGUUCAAAAGUUCAUCUCAGAAUGCUAACGCUGAUGCUCUUUCCAGAUUGCCGUGUGGGGAUGACAUACAAUUUGAUAGAAAGGAAGUUGUGAUGUUAGAUGAUGUCGAUACUGUUUAUCAAAAUGCUGUGGAUUAUCUUCCAGUAAAUGCAACAUUAGUAAAGGAUAUGACUGCUAAUGACAACACUCUUCAACGUGUCAGCAGAUAUGUACAAGAUGGCUGGCCUGAACAAUUGCCGAAAUCUGAAGGUAGUAUCAAACCGUACUUUAAUCGCAGAUUUUGCUUAUCAUUUCAGAAUGGAGUGUUACUUCUUCAGGCUGAAUAUACUAGAGUGGUGCUACCGAAAGCACUGCAAUCUCAAGUAUUAAAUUUGUUACACGAGGGUCAUUGGGGUAAAGGUCGUAUGAAACAGAUGGCAAGACGAUAUGUGUGGUUUCCUCUUAUUGAUAAAGCCAUAGAACGUAUUCAUGAUGAUUGUUCAUCUUGUCAACAAGGUGCAAGUCAACCAAAGCGAGAAUUUUCUGCAUGGCCAGAACCUAGUAGGCCGUGGGAAAGAGUUCAUUUGGAUUUCGCGGGUCCAUUCUUUAAACGUAUGUGGCUCAUAGUUGUGGAUGCAUAUUCAAAAUUUCCAUAUAUUGUGGAACUAUCAACAAUAACAGCUGUAACAACAGUUGGAGCUCUACAAAAAAUUUUUUCUAUCGAAGGUCUUCCGUGCACUAUCGUGACAGACAACGGAACACAAUUCACGUCCAAUGAAUUUCAAAAGUUUUGUGAAAUGAACACAAUUCAGCACCUCACGUCUGCUCCUUUUCAUCCGGCUUCGAAUGGGUUAGCGGAAAGACAUGUGAGAACUUUUAAGGAAGCAGUAACAAAAAUUAUGAAAGAGGAACAACAUAUUGACAAAGCGUUGUAUAAAUAUCUUACAACGUAUGGAACUACUCCAAACUUAGCAACUGAUAAAUCGCCAGCAGAGUUGUUACAUGGGCGGCAACCAAGAACCAUUUUAUCGGCGUUGUUCCCGAAAGUUAUGGAGACUAUGAAAACUCAAAAUAGAAAUAAAUUCGGAGUUGGAGAGAAAGUGUUAGCUCGUAAUUAUUCGGGAUCGCAUAAAUGGAUCAGAGGCGUGAUACAGAAAUUGCUGGGAAAUAAAAUGUAUUUUAUUCAAACUGAAAAUGGUUACAUAAAACGACAUCAAAAUCAAAUACGUCGAAAUUUAUCGUCAUCGCAUUCAAAUCAGCUUAGGGCAGAUAAUAUUGAUAUUGAUUUAGAUUUCAGUAUUCGGACACCACCGGUUGAGGAAACAACAAUUACUACUGGAUUCGACCCGGAACUUAGUCAAACAGAGAAAGACGACAAAAUGGGGACCGAUGAAACAAUAAUCACUACUGGAUCUGACUUGAAACAAAAUCAAAGAGAGAAAGACGACAAAGCGGAGUCCGACGACAGAUAUGGGUCCACACACACUGAUCAGUUGCCAGUUCAAUUAAGACGGUCGGUUAGAAGGAGAAGACAACCUGUUCGUUUUAAUCUAGAAUAA